Messenger RNA from Zingiber officinale, 1291 nucleotides. RefSeq lists its product as uncharacterized. The record is from RefSeq and is a predicted model, not a curated record. Bases 372 to 1052 code for a protein of 226 amino acids. The transcript has 4 exons. Lineage: Eukaryota; Viridiplantae; Streptophyta; Magnoliopsida; Zingiberales; Zingiberaceae.
UGCAUCGAAUCGACGGUUGCCGUCGUGCAACGUAAAAGAGUAGGGAGGGAAGGAAUAAGACAAAAAGAAGGAAAUCCACCGCCUUGGCGUACGACGACGACGGCCGCGAUUGUCGCUGCAGUUCUAGUGGGUGGUAGGGCAUCCACCGCCUUCAAUCUGCUGCCCUUCUUCUCCUCCAGUCAAAUCUCCCGCCCAUCCCUUCGAAAAUUUUCUAUUCAAUUUCCCAGAUCGCUCCGUUUUCCUACUUUGCCUCGUAUUAUUGUUUUUGUCGGCCAAAGUUUCGAUUUUGACCAGCGAUUUCCGAUAAAGGACCGGCCUUUGGGAUUCAGGGAAGAAGAAGGAGGGUAUAUAUCGUUAUUCAGUACUCCGUCAUGCCGAAGAAGAGGAAGGCGGCUAAGCGCAAGAAGAAGAUGGCCGCCGCCGCCACGGCGGAUGUUGCUCCUAAUGAUCAUGGGCAUCACGACGAUGGGGUGCUGCCUCCGCCUGAGGAGAUCAAGGAACACGAUGGCGGAUCCACGGCGUCUUCUUCCUCUGCAUCAUCGUCGCCUCGAGAGCACCAUUGUUCUUCAUCUGCCGAAGAGUUCCCUGGAUCUGAACCCGUUGCCUUUAAUGGAUCCACUGAAGGAGUGGUCUUAGUCGAGCACGACCUGGUGGAGGAAGACUCUUCUAUUGUUGUAGAGGAAACAACUUUUAGCUCUACCACAGAGUUCUUUGCUAAAUCCGAGGCUUCCCUUGUCGAAACCACUAAAUAUGACAAGGAAGACGAGGGAUCUGUUGUUCCUGUCGAAAAGAUUGCUGUUUUCGCUGAAGAGGAAAGGCAAGGCGAUGAGAUUGCUUUGGCUGAAGUCCAAGUGAAAGUAGUGCUGCUUACUGAUGUACAUGAGACGGUUGAAGAACAACUCGAUGAGAGUCAUGGAGACCAUUGUUUUGGUGGAAAAGCUGAGGUUUUACCUACUAUUGAGCUUACGCCAUCUCCUCCGGUGGUAGUUCGUCCGACGACUUGGUGGACUUGCUGUGGAUUGCUUGACGUCUUUGCAGGUUCAGGGAGAUAAACUAAACAAGUGAUGCAGAACCUUGGGCUUGUUCCUUGAAGACCAACGCUCGAUAUAGGGUUUGAGACAAGGCUUUUAUGCAACUUUUGCUGUAUUUCUUGUUUGCUUUUGCUGUAGUUAAAUUUAUGGGCAUCUCGUUAUUAUAAUAAAACUCUUUGGAUUUGUGUAUUACGCAAAGGGAUAAAGAACUUGACAUUUUCCCAUGUCUUAAGACAAAGUCAGUAUUCAAAUUGAACUCA